Molecule: messenger RNA, 8853 nt
Organism: Zootoca vivipara (common lizard)
Lineage: Eukaryota; Metazoa; Chordata; Lepidosauria; Squamata; Lacertidae
Biological process (GO): regulation of transcription by RNA polymerase II
Cellular component (GO): nucleus
Molecular function (GO): RNA polymerase II cis-regulatory region sequence-specific DNA binding; DNA-binding transcription factor activity, RNA polymerase II-specific
Source: RefSeq, a predicted model, not a curated record
CGGGAGGAUGGGGGGGGAGGAGAGAAAGGAAAGCAGGGAGGGGCUCCGCCUUUUCCCUGUGGGAAUCAGAAUCAGUUGGGGGGGGCUGGAUGCAGACCACCCUGUUGCAAAGUGGGGUCCCCCUCUCCCAACGGGGUUUUGCAUUGCAAGAUCCUUUUUAAACGCAGAGAGCAAGCCAGCCUCCCAUGGUGGGGGGAGGGGAGGGGGGCGAAGACACUUGAGCUUAACCAGAAAAGGGUGCCCCCCCAAAAGGAUUUGCAGCCCCACUCUGUGCAUGUUGACUCAGAAGUCAGUCCUUCUCCAUUCAAAGGGGUGUCAGCCCCAUUCCACCUAGUGAUGCUCCUCUCUCUUUAACAGCCUCCAUCUCCCUUCUCACUGCUGCCCCCCUCCUGCCCCCCCAUGGCUCCCCCCAGGCUCUGCCUUCUCUCCUCCUGUCAGGGAGCCAGUCUGGAUGGCAGGGGAGGGGCGAGCUCCUCCAGGACCCUGAUGUGCCCCCCUCCGAAAUCGGCUGCUGAAGCAGGGGGAGAGGAAGUGGAAGCAGCUGAAGAACAGAGUCUCCUCUGGAUUGGGAGAGAGGGAGGAGAUUUCGAAUUGGGUGGGGGGUGAGAGAUAGACAAUGUCAAGGGAAAUCGGCUUCCUGAGUGUCCUUAGUAAGAAACAGGCUGAUGUGUGAAGGAAGCAAAAGGAAACAACAAUUUGCUUCUUGGGAAGGGGGAGGCACCCCAAUAGUUCGUCUUGGUGCAAAGAGGGAAGAAUGAAUCUGAUUCCCCCCCCCUCGCAGAUUUUGAUGCUGUUUCUUUCCAAAUAGAAGCUUUUCCAGAUAUCCUCUUGGGACUUUGCCAGAUAGCAGGAUCAAAGCACCCAGGAGUGGGAGAUCUUGCCUGCCUUGCAGGAUUGUUCCAGCGUAGAGGUGCUGAGAGACUUUCUCUGCCGGUUCUGCCAGCCUCACUCCUGCCUGGCCUCAUCCCCAUCCAGGAGCUGCUCCCUGCAUUGAAGUGCAUUGUGGCAACAGCUGAGAGAGUCCCAGAAGUGGCCCAGUUUAUGCUUCUUCUUCCUCCUCCUCCGUCUUUUCCACUGUCAACGCAAUGGCCUCCGAGACACCCUCUGAACAGUCUCUUCUUAAAGAUGGAGUGGAAAGAGGAGCCAGGCAGCUUCCUCAGGCCCUCUUGACCUUUGAGGAGGUGGCUGUGUUUUUCACAGAGGAGGAGUGGGCUCUGCUGGAUCCAGGCCAAAGAGCUCUGCACAAGGAAGUCAUGGAGGAGAAUUAUGAGAUGGUGGCCUCUCUAGCAGAGACUCUGAUACGCAAGUCUGAGCUCAACUCGCUUGGAACUGAAAAAUACAGGGAUGUUGCCCUGGACCAAUUGAGAGGUGGUGGAGAAAGCAAUCAGAAUUAUGAGCGGCCAUCUGUAAAGUACUUCGCUGUGAGUGAACACCUUAGCACACAUCUUCAAAAUAACACUGGGGAGAAAACCUUUAAAUGUAUGGAGUGUGGAAAAAGCUUCAGUGAAAAUGGAAAACUUACCGUACAUCAACGAAUUCACACAGGGGAGAAACCAUUUAAAUGUAUGCAUUGUGGAAAGAACUUCAGACAGUCUUCACACCUUACUGUACAUCAACGAACUCACACAGGGGAAAAACCAUUUAAAUGUACGAAGUGUGGGAAGUGCUUCAGUGAGAGUGGAAGUUUUACUCUACAUCAACGAACUCAUACAGGGGAGAAACCAUAUAAAUGUAUUGAGUGUGGGAAGUGUUUCAGUGAAAGUAGAAAACUUACUGUACAUCAACAAAUUCACACAGGGGAGAAACCCUUUAAAUGUAUGGAGUGCGGAAAGAGCUUUAGUCAGAAUGGAAGCCUCACUGUACACCAACAAAUUCACAGAGAGGAAAAACCAUUCAGAUGUAUGGAGUGCGGAAAGAGCUUCAGUCAGAGUGGAAGCCUUACUACACAUCAACGGUGUCACACAGGAGAGAAACCAUUCAGAUGUAUUGAGUGUGGGAAGUGCUUCAGUCAGUGUUCACACCUUACUAGACAUCAGCGGACUCACACAGGGGAGAAACCAUUUAAAUGUAUGGAGUGUGGGAAGGGCUUUAGUCACAAUGGAAUACUUACUGUUCAUCUACGAACUCACACAGGGGAGAAACCCUUUAGUUGUACAGUGUGUGGGCAGAGCUUCAGUCACAAUGGAAUGCUUACUGUACAUCAACGAACUCACACAGGGGAGAAACCAUUUAAAUGUAUGGAGUGUGGAAAGACCUUCAGUCAGUGUUCACACCUAACUAUACAUCAACGAACUCACACAGGGGAGAAACCAUUUAAAUGUAUGGAGUGUGGGAAGGGUUUCAGUCAUAAUGGAAUACUUACUGUACAUCAACGAACUCACACAGGGGAGAAACCAUUUAAAUGUAUGGAGUGUGGGAAGGGUUUCAGUGAGAGUGGAGCUCUUACAAGACAUCAACAAACUCACACAGAGGAGAAACCAUUUGGAUGUAUGGAGUGUGGAAAGAGCUUUAGACACACCUCACACCUUACUCUCCAUCUACGAACUCACACAGGGGAGAAACCGUUUAGAUGUAUAGAGUGUGGGAAAAGCUUCAGUCGGUGUUCACAUCUUAAUAUACACGUACGAACUCACACAGGGGAGAAACCCUUUAAAUGUAUGGAGUGUGGGAAGGGUUUCAUUGAGAGUGGAGCUCUUACUAAACAUCAACGAUCUCACACAGGGGAAAAACCAUUUAAAUGUAUGGGUUGUGGGAAGUGCUUCAGUAAGAGUGUAACUCUUAGAAAACAUCAGCAAACUCACAGAGAAACAACUAGUCCCGGAAGUGGCCAGUUUUACGCUUCCUCCGAAUCCCCUACAGGCAGCGCAAUGGCCUCAGAGGCACCAUUUGGACCGUCUCUUCUUAAAGCUGGAGUGGAAAGAGGAGCCAGGCAGUUUCCUCAGGCCCUCUUGACCUUUGAGGAGGUGGCUGUGCUUUUCACGGAGGAGGAGUGGGCUCUGCUGGAUCCAGGCCAAAGAGCUCUGCACAAGGAAGUCAUGGAGGAGAAUUAUGAGAUGGUGGCCUCUCUAGGUGAUGGAAAAGGCAAUCAGAAUAUUGAAGGGCCAUCUGUAAAUUACUUCAGUGUGAGUGAACACCUUAGCACAGAUCUACAAACUAACACAGAGGAGAAACCCUUUAAAUGUAUGGAGUGUGGAAAGAGUUUCAGUGAAAGAGGAAAACUUACCGUACAUCAACGAAUUCACACUGGGGAGAAACCAUUUAGAUGUAUGGAAUGUGGGAAGUGCUUCAGUCAGUGUUCACACCUUACUAUACACCAACGAAUUCACACCGGGGAGAAACCAUUUAAAUGUAUGGAGUGUGGAAAGAGCUUCAGUGAGAGUGGAAAACUUACUGUACAUCAGCGAACUCACACAGGGGAGAAACCUUUUAAAUGUAUGGAGUGUGGGAAGAGCUUCAGUGUAAGUGGAAAGCUUACUAUACAUCAACGAACUCACACAGGAGAGAAACCCUUUAAAUGUAUGGAGUGUGGAAAGAGAUUCAGUCAGUGUUCACAGCUUACUAUACAUCAGCGAACUCAUACAGGGGAGAAACCAUUUAGAUGCAUGGAGUGCGGAAAAAACUUCAGUGUAAGUGGAAAACUUACUGAACAUCAACAAACUCACAUAGGAGAUAAACAAUUUAGAUGCAUGGAGUGCGGAAAGUGCUUCAGUUGUAGUGGGAGCCUUACUGUACAUCAACAAAGUCACAAAGGGGAUAAACCUUUUAAAUGUAUGGUGUGUGGAAGGUUCCUCAGUAGUAGGGGAGCACUUAAAAAACAUCACUUAACUCACACAACAGAUAAACCAUUUAAAUGUAUGGAGUGUGGAAAGAGCUUCAUUGAAAGUUCACAGUUUGCCAUACAUCUACGAACUCACACAGGGGAGAAACCCUUUAAAUGUUUGGAGUGUGGAAAGAGCUUCAGUACAAGUUCACAGCUUACUAUACAUCAGCGAACUCACACAGGGGAGAAACCUUUUAAAUGUAUGGAAUGUGGAAAGAGCUUCAUUGAAAGUGGAAAACUUACUGUACACCAACGAAUUCACACAGGGGAGAAACCAUUUACAUGUGUGGUAUGUGGAAAGAGUCUCAGUAGUAGGGGAGCACUUACAAAACAUCAACUAAUUCAUGCAGGGGAGAAACCAUUUAAAUGUAAGGAGUGUGGAAAGUGUUUCAGUGAAAGUUCACAACUGCUCAUACAUCUUCGAAUUCACUCAGGAGAUAAACCCUUUAAAUGUAUGGAGUGUGGAAAGAGCUUCAGUCGGAAGGGAGUCCUUAUUGUACAUCAACGAACUCAUAUGGGGAAGAAACCAUAUAAAUGUUUGGAGUGUGAGAAGAGCUUCAGUUGUUGUGAAAAUCUUAAUUUACAUCAACGAACUCACACAGGGGAGAAACCCUUUAAAUGCUUGCAUUGUGGAAAGAGCUUCAGUAAUAGUGGAAACCUUACAAGACAUCAACGAACUCACACAGGAGAGAAACCCUUUAAAUGUAUGGAGUGUGGAAAGUGCUUCAGCAGUAGUGGAGCACUUACAAAACAUCAAGUAACUCACACAGGAGAUAAACCAUUUAAAUGUAUCGAGUGUGGAAAGAGCUUCAGUGAAAGGGGGAAGCUUACUGUACAUCUACGAAUUCACACAGGGGAGAGACCCUUUAAAUGUAUGGAAUGUGGAAAGAGUUUCAGUGAAAGUGGAAAACUUACUGUACAUCAACGAUCUCACACAGGGGAGAAACCAUUCAGAUGUCUGGUCUGUGGAAAGUGCUUCAGUCGGAAUGGAAUCCUUACUGUACACCAACAAACUCAUAUACGGGAGAAAUCAUUUAAAUGUAUGGAGUGUGAAAAGAGCUUCACUAAAGGAUCACAACUGAUCAUACAUCUACGAACUCACACAGGGGAGAAACCUUUUAAAUGUUUGGAGUGUGAAAAGAGUUUCACUUGUAGAGGAAGCCUUACUGUACACCAGCGAACACACAGAGGGGAGAAACCAUAUAAAUGUUUGGAGUGUGGAAAGAGUUUCAGUCGAAGUGGGCAUUUUAGAAUACAUCAGCGAACUCACACAGGGGAGAAACCAUUUAAAUGUAUGGAAUGUGGGAAGUGCUUCAUUGAGAGUGGAGCUCUUACAAGACAUCAACGAACUCACACAGGGGAUAAACCAUUUAAAUGUAUGGAAUGUGGAAAGAGCUUCAGAGAAAGGGGCAAACUUACUGCACAUCAACAAAUUCAUGCUGGGGAGAAACUAUUUAAAUGCAUGGAGUGUGAGAUGUGCUUCAAUGAGAGUGGAGCACUUACAACACAUCAAGAAGCUCACAGAGAAGAAACCUUGUAAAUUGAAGGAGUGUGGCCAGUGCCUCAGUUAAGGUCAUCUACAUACUCUCACGGGAAAACCCAUUUAGAUGUUUGGAGUGUUUCUAGUGUUUACUUUGUUCUUCACAUCAACAAACUCAUAUCAAUUGUAAAUGCAUGGAGUGUUGUUGAUGUUCUGGUUUUUGUAUGGAAAGUUGUACACACAUGUGAUAAAGUAAUGAAGGUAAAUAUAAUAGUAAAUAGUAAAUAUAAUGAAAGAUAUGAUGUACUCUUAGGGAUGUGCAAAGUGUGAAUCUGGAGUGCUGUUGGUGAGUGAUGACUGGGCAAUAAUAGGCCCUUUAGCAGCAAACAAGUUUAGUCUUCUCAUUUUGUACUGGAAAAUCCUCUUCAAGAACAGGGUGCACUUUCUAAUUAGUGCACCCUGUCCCGGAUUGACAACAUUCACUGUCUAGGACCUGUUACAGAAAGUGAUUUUGUAUUAACUUUGAAACAAGGGAAAGCCAAUCCUGUUCCAAUAGCAGCAAUCACCACACAGUCAUUCCUCCCUCUUUUGUAUGUGUGAAAAACCUCUUCAUACACAAAACUCAGACAAAUUUUGGCUGUUCUGUCCUGGUUGCGCUGCAGUCCAUAAGCCUGAACUUGUAUUGUCUUCAAGGCUGACAGCGUACGAAUCAAUAUGGCUGACUUGAGCCAACAACCCUUUACCCUCACACAUCCAAACAAAACUCGCUGCAGCCCACUUAAGGCAACCAACCAUGGCCUGGGCCACCCAACCUCUCUCACCGCCAAUGAAAACUUAAAAAUGAAUAGAAAGAGAACCUACCCACGUGAUGCUGACACAGAAACCUUGCACAUAUGCUGUAUAAAAGAACCAACAUUUACUACCCCCUCUCUCCGCCUCUUUCUCCCCCCCCCCAACUUUAUGUCUCACGUCGAGUAUAAUAUAAUAUACGGUAUAAAAUCUUUAUUGCGGUCCAAAGCCCCGUAACAUAGAUUCAGAAUAAAAUACAGAUUUAUACAGACACCCCCACCCCCCCGGGAGAGGAAGACUGAGACAAUAUUUGUUCAGUCUUGAGUAUGAUGGUCUUUGAUACGUAUUACUACCAAAACAAACUUUGCCACAGCCACUGUGAUAUCAUUAGACUUGUAAUCCAGAAGAUAUUUGGUAUAGUAGGCUUCAGAUUUAGCCAACCGAUUUGCCAGUAGGGGUUUAAUCAAUAUAUCUCUAGCUUGCUCAUACUGUCCGCAAUGCCAUAGGAUAUGCCUCAUACAAUCAACGUCCUGAGAGCAUAUACAGAGCCUCUCAGUCUGCCAUUUAGCACUUCUGAUGGAAAUGCAUUUAAUCUGGCUUUGGUAAAAAGAUGCCGAUAAAUUGGUACAGGCAAAUUUCUAAGAUAUGCAGGUUUCUGAAAAUUGUACCCGUAAUGAAUUCCUACUGCUAUCGAGCCACAGAUAACAUGAGAUUGAGAUCGGAGAUCACUAUGUGAUUAUGUCCCAGAGCCUUUGCCUCAGAGAUUCAAGGGCGGUAUCAAAUCCCAGAUGGUAAAAGAGAGAAGGUGGCAUUCCAGUCAAAGUGGCUUUUCUGAGCAUAGUUUUCAUCCAUGGGCUGAUAAACUCCUCGUUGUUUAGAGUAACCCCUAUUCCCCAGGCCAAAGACAGAUCUUAAUCCAGUAUCUCAGGGCAGCCCACCAUACUUCUGUUGAGAGAGGGCAUUCACCUGUUUCUAAAAAUAGAAUUGCAUUUGGAACACAAUUUGGAACCUGUAAAAGGGACCAGUGAAACUUUGCCUGGAACCCAUCAAACAUGGGGAAUGAACCAUUGAACCAGACGCUUGGGCGUAGAGGAGUUGAGAGACAUUAAAUACCCUAAUGGCUGAUGGAACAUAAUGGCCUCCCCUUGUAUAAAAGAAUUAAAGUAUAGCUAGUUUACUUACCUCCACCUUUUGAUAGGUGGUCUGCCAAUGGUGUUUCCAGAACUUAGAAUGAUGGAAUAGAAUCCUUAGGUACUGGAGGUAUUUGGUCUGCUCUAGUUUGUGACCAUGUGAUCAUGGCCACUGGUCCCAUCACCACCUGGCAAAUAGAAGGGGAAGAAAUGGAGGCAGUGAGAGAUUUUACUUUCUUGGGUUCCUUGAUUUCUGCAGAUGGUGACAACAGUCACAAAAUUAAAAGACGCCUGCUUCUUGGGAGAAAAGCAAUGACAAACCUAGACAGCAUCUUAAAAAGCAGAGACAUCACCUUGCCAACAAAGGUCCAUAUAGUUAAAGCUAUGGUUUUCCCAGGAGUGAUGUAUGGAAGUUAGAGCUGGACCAUAAAGAAGGCUGAUCACCAAAGAAUUGAUGCUUUUGAAUUAUGGUGCUGGAGGAGACUCUUGAGAGUCCUAUGGACUGCAAGAAGAUCAAACCUAUCCAUUCUGAAGGAAAUCAGCCCUGAGCGCUGACUGGAAGGACAGAUCCUGAAGCUGAGGCUCUAAAACUUUGGCACCUCAUGAGAAGACUCCCUGGAAAAUACCCUGAUGUUGAGAAAGAUUGAGGGCACAAGGAGAAGGGGACAACAGAGGACAAGAUGGUUGGACAGUGUUCUUGAAGCUACCAAAAUGAGUGUGACCAAACUGCGGGAGGCAGUGGAAGACAGGAGUCCUGGCAUGCUAUGGUCCAUGGGGUCACGAAGAGUCGGACAUGACUAAAAGACUAAACAACAACAAAGGUUUGUGACCAUCCAGCACCCAUUUACUCAGGAGAAUCUUUUCUCAAACACCAGGACUUCUGGUUUUUCAAAAUUAAUGCAUAACCCAUUACCAGAGCAGUAGUCUGAGAAUUUCCUUAGUUGGUAGUUCAGGCCAGGUCUGGAUCGGGAGAGGAUGGCUGCGUCAUCUGCAUGCAGCAAGAGAGGGGUAUUUGUUCCUAUUUUUGGAAGGUGGCCAUCAGGAUCCAUCGAGUAUAACUGAUCUGUAGAAAGGACUUUAUGAAAUGAAAAUAGAGGUGGUGUAUGUACUUUUGUAACCCAAUAAAAUCUUUAAUAAAAUAAAAAUUAAAAAACAACGCCAGUAUUUGAGAUAGGCUAGAUCAGUUCCUGCCUCUUAUUGAGGGGAGACCCAACUCGGAUGAGCCGCCAGAAUCCCAGGACGCCCCAAAAUCUGCCUUCUAGUUUGGAUUCCACACUAAUUCCCCAGACCUCAGCCCUGUAAAGCAUUUGGGCAAUGAUCUUUGACACAUAAAUUUUAAUGUCUGGAUUGAUUGACGGCUCCCACCCUUCAAAUGGAAAAUACCAGUAUAGUUGCCCAGUUGAGUGGGCAGGUAAUAACUUGAUUGAAUUCAGAUGUAUUGAAGUAUUGUUGGAGGUAAAGACUCAAAAGGUUUAUCUACAAAACCUCAUUGAAUUAGGUUCCAAAAUUUGAAUUAAUUCCCUUCAAUAAGAGCCCAAACCCAAAGAUUUCCAACUAUUUUCAUAAUGUUCCAUUUUUUAAAAUCUUUUUCAUAAUGUUCCAUUUUUAAAAUCCUUUUCAUAAUGUACCACUUU